Coregonus sp. 'balchen' is the source of this 1989-nucleotide messenger RNA. Lineage: Eukaryota; Metazoa; Chordata; Actinopteri; Salmoniformes; Salmonidae. The record is from the annotation of a GenBank genome assembly.
AUGCAUAGGCCUACGAAGUCUUUCCUUAUUUGUCUGUUUCUAACCCUGUGCAAUGGUUUCUCGAUGGGCUGUAGAUGGAUGGAUGAUCACAAAUUCAUACAACACAGUGAGACCUUACUGAACUUACUCAAUAUUAUGGUGAGUAGAUUCUUAUGUUUUCGUUAUUCUAAACCAUUGGUAUAUUUGGAUUGUGCCAACAGAAAUUGAAGUUCAAUUCUAUGAUUUUGAAUAUUGUACAUUAAUUAUUGAAUGCAUAAAUUGAAUUUGUAUGUAUAAUGGGGGUUAUUUCUCUCUUAAACAUAGGGUGGGGAGUUUACUACAGACAGUGUGGGCACACCCUUCCCAGAGGACCUGUACAAGCAAGCUGAAUAUUCACCAGUAAGUUAGGCAGUCUUGUGAGAUAGUCAACCUUUAGCAUGGGAUUUACAGGUGCACAGAGGAUGUAUGCAUUAGCAUUGUACUGACAUUCACCAAAUAAUGAACACCCCAACAUUAUUGUAUGUCUAUCAUUAACUAUUUUGAUUGGCAAAUAUUAAUUAAUUUAGUAAGGAUCAGGUUAAAGUAAUUUCCUCAUGUCUUUCCUUUUACAGACUGAAGAUAAAAUGUGGUUCAUCCUCCAAACCAUUGACGAGAUCGCUGAACUGUUCGAUGGAGAACAUGACUCUGUCUGGGAUGAGAAGAAAGUGGAGAUCUUCCUCAAUGUUCUCACCAGUCAGGCUGAUGGCCUUCAGUCAUGUGUAAGUAUAACAUCAUAAUAUUCUAUAGCUGGAAUAGACAUUCUCUAGCCGAGUCCCAAAUCUGUUUGUGCUGUCUUGCCAACUCAGUUUGACAUUGACAACGACCAAGUUGUCAAAACAGAUCUAGGACCAUGCAGGCUAGAUAUUUUAAUAUGAGCACUUGUUAAUUUGAAUGAAUGGACUGAGUCUCAGAGAGUUGGUGGAAUAUAAUAAUAAUAUGCCAUUUAGCAGACGCUUUUAUCCAAAGCGACUUACAGUCGUGCGUGCAUACAUUUUUGUGUAUGGGUGGUCCCGGGGAUCGAACCCACUACCUUGGCGUUACAAGCGCCGUGCUCUACCAGCUGAGCUACAGAGGACCACAAUGCAAUAUUCAGAUUGAGAACAUUACUUUUAUUCCACAAACAGACUGUAACUAUAGUGCACAUUUUUUCCCUAAAAUUAUUUAAACUACUCACACUUGUGUUAUACUUUAAUGGGCCGUUUAUUUAAAUUGGUAAUCUAUUUGUAGGGAAACACAAAGCAUUGAAAAUAAGUCAUAGGCGAUAUCAACAUUCAGUCAUGCUUUUAUCAUCAAUCCAGGUUACGGCCCAGAAAAAAAAGAGCAAGAAUCUGCAUAUGUACUUCAAGAGGCUGAACAACCACGUCCUUAAAAGAAUGGUGAGUUUUUAUUGAAAUAAUAUUUCAUAUAUGGCCAUAACGAGAUGAAUCAUCAUGGCCACAGUGAGCCAUUGGAUCCCAUUUUACAAUAAUCUUCUACAUAUGUGUCCAUAACAAUAUACAUACAUUGAAAAUGGUAGUUACACUGGCAAGUACAGUGUAAGUACAUUGUAUUUGUAAAUACAAAAAUAAAUACAUGAUUCAUUUUGGCUAAACCUCCGCUCAUCCAAUAAUUGUUGUUUUAGUUCACUCAGUUUAUCCCAAUGUAUUUCGUAAAUACUUGAAACUGUUCAUGGUGCAAACAGAUUUAACAAUGUGUACCUACCUACACUGCAGUAACAUGUACUUGUCUAAUUUAGGGCUCAAUUCAAGCCUUAAUACUGAAGAGCUGCACUACAGUGCGAUAGAAAUUUAAAGGCAAUGUUGCCUUCUGUAUGAUGAGGGUAUUCUGAUAUUCAACUGCUAAUAUGUUUGUGAUUUUGUCAUCAAUCUGCAGGCAUACAGUGCUCAUGCAUGGGAGCUGGUCAGGAAAGAGGCCAGGAGACAUCUGAGGAGGCUGGUUCUUCUGGGUUCAGCUACAGAAAACAGCACCUAA